Clonostachys rhizophaga is the source of this 924-nucleotide messenger RNA. NCBI's taxonomy places the organism in Eukaryota, Fungi, Ascomycota, Sordariomycetes, Hypocreales, Bionectriaceae. The record is from the annotation of a GenBank genome assembly.
AUGAGCCACAAGAAGGUCAUCGCUGUCUUUGGUGCCACCGGCAACCAGGGCGGCUCAGUCAUCAACGCUCUUCUCCAGGAUGCGGAAAUCUGCAAGCACUACCGCUUCCGCGGUGUUACCCGUGACACACGCAAGCCCGCUUCCCAAGAGCUCGAGGCCCAGGGCGUUGAGAUGGUUGUUGCCGAUAUGAACUCCACCGAGACUGCCCGGCCUGCUGUCGAGGGCGCUCACACCGUCUUCUUCGUCACCAACUUCUGGGAGGGCAUGUCCGCUGAGAAGGAGAUUGCCCAGGGCAGACACGUCACCGACGCCGCCAAGGCCGCCGGUGUCAAGCAUCUGCUUUUCUCGUCUCUCAUCAACGUGACCGAGGCCACCAACGGACGUCUGCCUCAUGUCACGCACUUUGAUGGCAAGGCUGAGAUUGAGAAGUACAUCCGUGCCUCUGGCAUCCCUGCCACCUUUGUCCAGCCCGGAUACUUCAUGGUGAACCUCACCUCGGCUAUUCGCAACAGGGGAGAUGGCACCUUUGUCUUGAGUCUGCCUAUUGACGCCAACAAGGCCCAGUUCCCUCUCAUGGAUGUUUCAAACGACUACGGCAAAUUCGUCAAGGCUGGCAUCAAGCACUUCCCAGCCACCUCUGGCAAGACCAUUUACGCUGCUGGCAGCUACUACACACCCAACGAGCUCCUCAAGGAGUUCUCCGAGGUCAUGGGCGUCGAAACGGCAUUCCAGAAGAUUGACGCCGACACCUUCAAGUCCUUCAUGACCCCCAAGGUUGCGCAGGAGCUGCUUGAGAACAUGCUCCUUCUCGAGGAGCCUGGAUAUUUUGGUGGUGCCGACCUGGCCGAGAGUCUGUCGCUGCUGGAUGAGACGCCUUGCUCGUGGAAGGAUUUUGUCCAGGCCAACAGGGACUGUUGGCUGUAA